Messenger RNA from Ceutorhynchus assimilis (cabbage seed weevil), 10348 nucleotides. The record is from the annotation of a GenBank genome assembly. Lineage: Eukaryota; Metazoa; Arthropoda; Insecta; Coleoptera; Curculionidae.
UUUCAGUCGGCACUGUCUGGACAGUGCAGUAGUCACUCCCAAUAGACAAUAGUAAAAAUUUGUUUGUUUUUAGGGUAAAUGAAAUUAUACUCCUCGAAUUGCCCUGUGGUGCAUUAUUCGUUCAAAUAAGUUUCCCAAAACUGAAAACAUAUUAAAAAGUUACAUUUUGUUUAACAUUUCAGCACAAGGAUUAUAAUCUCUUAUCGAUUCGCCGUGAGACAUAACCUCAAACAUCAAACUUUGGAAAACCGAAAAAUGGCAUUUUAUUUAAACGAAAAUGUUUAUACGCACACUUUUACACCCCGAGAAUAUCAAGUGGAAUUGCUGGAAUCCGCCAAAAGAAGAAAUACUAUUAUGUGUUCCAGUACAAGUUCAUCUAAGGCUUUUAUUGUGGUGAAACUUUUGCAGGAGUUUUCAUGGCAAAUGCGUUCUCCGCCCUUCAAGAAGGCUUUGCUUAUUUUGGACCUACAAAAUGUUCCUGUGUUAGCUUCUCAUGUAGAGUACCUCACAGAUUUAAAAGUGCUUUGUUUAGAUGAUGAGAGUCAAUACACUGAGAAGCUCUUUGAAGACAAUCAGGUUAUUGUUACCACAGCAGAAAUAUGUACUGGCCAAACCCCAUUGUUGAACCUUGAAAAGUAUAAUUUACUUGUUAUUGAUGAUUGUCUUUAUGGCAACAAACAAAAUAAAAUUCAAAAAAUCAUCAGUUUACAUAAAACUCUUGCUGAUGAAAAUAAGCCUAGGAUACUAGGUUUGACAACAGGAUUAUUAGGCACUAAUUUGCAAUCUGACAGAUUAGAAGCAGAGCUUAGACGUCUAGAAAAACUUUUGAACUCUCAGGUUGACACUUCCAGUGAAAUAAUUACAUUAAUUCGCCUUUCAUGCCAUCCUAAAGAAUACUUGAUAAGCUGUCCAAAAGUAAUACCCAGCACUUUACAAGAAAAUUUGAUACACUUAAUUGAAUCCUGUAAAUCAUUUAUACAUGAAAACAGGUUUGAUCCUGGUGAAAUAUAUGACGAGGAAUUUCUGGAUGAGUUCAAAGAUAUUCCUGACCCUAGAGAUGCUCCCAUAGAACUUCUAAAUAUUUAUCUUGAUAUUUUGGAUGAUUUAGGGCCUUGGGGUGCUAAUACAGCUGCCAUAAAUAUUCUUUCAAAAAUAGAAAAGUUAAAAAUAAAAACCCCUUAUGAAAGGCAUUUUCUAUUAUUAUGCACAGCAUUCACAAAUAUAACACAAACUAGGGGAAUUUGCGAUGAUACAUUUAAACAUUAUGAUACAGAGAUAAGUAAAAUAAAUAACUACUCUACGUCUAAAGUUCUGAAAAUGAUUCAUGUGCUUCGACAAUUUAAGCCAGCUGGUGAAAAACCAAAAAUUAUUGAAGAAGAAAACUUACCUGAAAAUUUCCCAGGAAAUUUCAAAAGGGGCAAAGGAAAACCUAAGAGGCAAUUUCAGAAGGUACAAAUGGCUGACUUGUGUGCCCUGAUAUUUGUCAAUAAUAGGUAUAAGGCUAAAGCCAUCUUCGGGCUACUUUGUAGUCUAUCUCAAGCAGAUGAUGAUUUUUGGUGGAUAUCAGCACUUUUCGCUGUGGAUAAAGUAGCUGAUAUUUCUAGAGAGCCUAGAGAAGCAGAACAGGAACAUAAAAUCCAAGAAGAAGUCUUAAGAAAAUUCAGGUGCCAUGAAUGUAAUAUUUUAGUAUCCACUAGUAUUUUGGAACAAGGCUGUGAUCUUCCAAAGUGCAAUUUGGUAAUCAGAUUUGAUCUACCCCAAACAUUCCAUAGUUAUAUCCAUAGCAAAGCCCGGGCUAGAGCUGCAGAAGCCCAUUUUAUACUUUUCUCCAAUGAGAUGGAUGUUGACACAUUUGUUGAUAAUUUGGCUGAGUAUAAUGAAAUUGAAAAUACGCUUUUACAAAGAUGCCAAAGCUUGGAGCCAGAUAAGGCGGAAGAGCUCUUAGCUGAUAAUUAUUCAUCCUGCUGCGAACCUUAUCACCCUUUGGGAGAUGAAGGUUCUCCAAGUGUAACAUUAUUCAAUUCUAUUGCGUUAAUAAAUCGAUAUUGUGCUAAACUUCCCAGCGACAGUUUUACCAGGUUGACACCUAUUUGGCAUGAAGAAAAAUUAUCAGAAGGAUGGAUUUGCCAUAUUCGAUUACCAAUCAAUAGUCCAGUAAAACAAACAAUUACAAGUUCUCCAAUGCCAAAUGCUCUACUUUCAAGAAGAGCUGCUGCUUUUCUGCUAUGCCAACACUUACAUAAAGUAGGAGAGCUGGAUAAUCAGCUCCUACCUAUAAGCAAAGAAAAUUUUGUUCCCUUAGAUGAAGAUUGGAAUACAAUUACUUUGGACGAACAAUUUGAUGAAAAUUCAGAAGUUAGACCAGGAACAACAAAAAGAAGGCAAUACUACUACAAAAAGAUAGCAGAUCCUUUACUGAAUUGUCACCCUAAAAUUGGCGAACCUUCCUAUUUUUAUAAAAUUGUGAUGACAUUAACUUGUCCUUUACCAGAAGAACAAAACACUCGCGGUAGGAGAAUUUAUCCUCCCGAGGAAUCUGUUCAGGGAUUUGGAAUUUUAACAAGCAGAGAAAUUCCCAAGAUUAGUGCUUUUCCAAUAUUCACUCGCUCAGGUGAAGUUAGUGUAGAGUUAACUCUUUGUUCUAAAGAAGUUGUAAUAGAUAAAGAACAAACACAUAAAAUUCAAGAAUUUGUAAAUUAUACAUUUACAAGUGUAUUGAGGCUUCAAAAAUAUUUGAUGUUAUUUGAACCAGGUUGCUCUUUGAAAAAUUAUCUGAUUGUGCCAACAAUUGACACACAAAAUGGUAUAGAAGUUGAUUGGAAUUUCAUAGAUAUAAUUUACCAGAGUUUAAAUUUUAUUCCUAAACAUAUUGAGGACAAGGAUCGGACAGAUUAUAAAUUUAACACUGAAGAAUACAGGGACGCUGUUGUAAUGCCUUGGUACAGAAAUCAGGAUCAACCUCAGUAUUUUUAUGUAGCGGAAAUUUGUUCCUUCUUAAAUCCAAAAUCAGCAUUUCCAGGGUCAGAAUAUAAGUCAUUCGAAGACUAUUAUUUUCGAAAAUAUGGCAUUCAAAUUCAAAAUAAGCAACAAUAUUUGUUAGAUGUAGACCAUACAUCUGCCAGACUCAAUUUCCUAACUCCUCGAUAUGUGAAUCGGAAGGGGGUUGCUUUGCCGACAAGCAGCGAAGAGACUAAAAAAGCCAAAAGGGAAAAUCUUGAACAAAAGCAAAUUUUGGUUCCAGAACUUUGUGCAAUUCAUCCUUUUCCAGCAUCUCUUUGGAGAAAAGCUGUAGCUUUGCCAUGUAUUCUUUAUCGGAUAAACGCUUUAUUACUUGGUGACCAGAUAAGAAGAACUGUGGCCAUUGACCUCGGUCUGGGAAGGUUAGAGCUAGAAGAAGAUUUUAAAUGGCCACCUUUAAAUUUUGGAUGGAAUUUAUCCGACGUAUUAAAGAAAUCUAAAGAAGAAGAAAAGCGAAAACAAGAAGAAUUGAAAAUUUUAAAUGAAUCACUUAAAUUAACAGAAAUAAAAUCCGCUGUGGCGGCAUGCAAUGAUGCAUGUUCCGAUAAUGAAAAUGAAAUAAAUAAUUGGGGACUAGAAAUAGGAACAUGGUCGAACGAUAUGGCUGGAGGUGAAUGUGAAUCUUUGGUGAGAUAUGGUUCACCGAAUGCCUGGCAGGACGAUUGCUCUUAUGGGUCGGACUAUAAUUCGAUUUCUGAAACUGAGGAUUCAGAAAAUGAAUGGGGAGGUCUCAGAAUAGAAUUCACUGGUGAUCACCAAGCUGAAGCUGUGGAUGAUGAUAUUGUUUCAGAAGAAUCCUUCAAGCUUGUGGAAGAUUCUCAUGCUUGGCAAAUAGUUGAUAAUAGCUCAGAAACGGAAGAAUUGAGAGCUAGUUUCAGAGAAGCAUGUGCUAAAAAUAGAGACCAUAUUUUGUCUAGUGGGAUUUUAAUAAAAAAUAACGAAGAAUUUUAUAAAGAUUCUAAUAAAACUUCGAAUGAAAUCAGUAUUCCAAUAAAAGAUCUUGAACAUUUUGACACCAGCAAGUUAUACAUUGGUAAUGUUACUUUGGAACGGAUUGCAGAAAUCCCGUCAACGCCAUUUCGUAAUGAAUAUGAAUUUUCGGAUAAAUUGAAUUUCAGUUUUGAUUUUCAACCAAAUCUCAGUACUCAUCCUGGUCCAAGCCCAAACCUACUUCUUCAAGCCCUAACUAUGUCAAACGCAAAUGACGGCAUCAAUCUUGAAAGACUAGAAACUAUUGGGGACUCGUUUUUGAAAUAUGCAAUCACAAACUAUUUAUACUCAAAAUAUGAGCAUGUCCAUGAAGGAAAAUUGAGUCAUUUAAGAUCCAAACAAGUUAGUAACUUGAACUUGUAUAAAUUAGGAAAAUGCAGGGGUCUGGGAGAAUAUAUGAUUGCAACAAAAUUUGACCCACAUGAUAAUUGGUUGCCUCCAUGCUUUUAUGUACCAAAACAACUCGAAGAUGCACUAAUCGAUGCUCAAUUUCCAGCUAAUUGCUGGACUGUAGCUGAUAUGGCUGCCACAAGAAAUAUGACUAUCGAAGCUAUUUGUUCAAUGGUCAAAGAAAGAAGUGUAAAUACCAUGCCCACCAUCAUUCCUUAUAAUUUAGUUACACAACAUAGCAUUCCAGAUAAAAGUAUAGCCGAUUGUGUUGAAGCUCUAAUAGGAGCCUACCUCAUUGAAUGCGGACCUAGAGGAGCCUUACUUUUUAUGGCUUGGCUUGGUAUCCGAGUUUUACCAAAGAAUGAUGAUGGAUCUUAUGGAGAGGUGGACAUUCCAAAAUCACCUCUUCUGAGACACGUCUCAAAUGCAGAAGACGAGCUUAUCAAACUUCUUGAUGGGUUUGAUGUGUUUGAAAAACGCAUAUGCUACAAAUUCCGAGACCGAUCAUACUUACUCCAAUCAAUGACCCAUGCGUCCUACAUUCCAAACCAACUUACUGAUUGUUAUCAACGACUAGAAUUCCUUGGGGAUGCUGUAUUAGAUUACCUUAUUACUAGACACUUAUAUGAGGAUCCUAGAAUGCAUUCACCCGGGGCAUUAACUGAUUUACGGUCAGCGUUGGUUAAUAAUACUAUUUUCGCGUCAUUGGCAGUACGAAACGGUUUUCAUAAGUACUUCAGACAUUCAUCUCCUGGACUGAAUGAAGUGAUUGAGAGAUUUAUUAGAUUGCAAGAAGAAAGUGGACAUUCGAUUUUGGACGAGCUUUAUUUGGUUGUUGAAAGUGAAUGUGAAGAGGUUGAGGAUGUUGAGGUUCCCAAAGCACUCGGUGAUGUAUUCGAAUCAGUGGCCGGAGCAAUUUUUCUAGAUUCCGGCAUGUCGUUGGACUGCGUAUGGGAAGUUUACUAUAACAUGAUGAAAGCAGAAAUCGAACAAUUUUCAAACCGAGUUCCAAAAUCUCCGAUUCGGGAACUCUUGGAAUUGGAACCUGAAACUGCGAAAUUCGGAAGACCGGAAAAAUUAGCUGAUGGUAGAAGAGUAAGGGUGACUGUGGAAGUAUUUGGUAAGGGUACGUUCAAAGGGAUAGGUCGAAAUUAUCGAAUCGCUAAAUGCACAGCUGCUAAAUGUGCAUUGAAAAAUCUUAAAAAAAUUGGAUCUGCAAGACUGUCUCGUACCAACCUGAAAUAGAAUUUUACACAUUUGUACCCAGGUAACUAGAUAACCAGUUGCGUCUAAAGCACGUUGUAUGCAAUAGUAAAAAUGAGGUAAGAUUACGUCAUAAAUUUGUCCAUGUCGUAUUUGGAAUACCUUUGAUAUAGUUAUUGAGAAUAACACUGACAAUAUAAAAAGGUGGGUUUUGGAAAAUUUAACCAAUCAUAUUUUAUACAAGGCACAUGAAAUUAUUGUAGGUGUAUAAGUAGAUGAACAAUUCAUAUUCUCACAACAAUUUCAUAAAGAAACUUUGGUUUUGGAGUAGGAGGAGAGAAUUCAUAAAUCUCUCAAUAAAUAGUAAUUUCUCCUUGUGAGAAUCCUGUGUUAAAUAAACACAGAAUAGAUAUGGACAUCAAUAAAUAAUAUGAAGGACAUUAAAGGGUAUGAAUUAUUAAUCUAGUAAUAGCCAAAUAUUCAAGACGGGACCAUAACGAUAUUUUAACGAAAGAUCAUUGGUUGAGAUGUAGUCGGAGGGUCAUGUAUGUGCUACUUCGGUAUUUAAAAACUGAUAUGACAUAAUUAGGCCGUUAGAAAGUCGUCGUUCAGACGUCUUUAGUGUAACGACAUCCGUCCAAAACAUGUUGUCGCUACAAAAACGUAUUUUGGACAUAAGACAUACAAAACUGUUCUUAAUCAGACGUCCUUCUGAUGACAUACUGGUGUGUGGUUAGCUGGGUAUAAAAUUUUAUAUUUAUGUUUUGUUCGUUUUCUUAGCUAUAAGUAGAAAUCGAGGCUCUUCUUUUGAGAGCAAAAUUAUUUUGGGUAGUUUAAGUUACUUAGUUUAUAAAAACUCUCCUAGGGUAUUUGUUGAUUUGAAAAACUCUAAAAGUUUGAAUAUCGAUCAAGAAAACAAAUAUAUCUUAUCUGAUACUAGGUACUUUGAGUACUUGACUACUGAUAUGAGUACAAUUUACUCAAGUACUGCCCAGAUCUACAAUAAUUUGACCAAUGAUGAUUUUUUUUAUGCCUCUCUGUCUGACAGAUUUGUUUAAUUUUUAAUUGAAAUGACAUUUUGAUAUACAAUAUUAUGUGAUUACAAUAAUGCAUAUUUUCACUAGUUUUUUCCUAAAUUUUUAAUGAUUAUAUAUAUGUAAUAAUUAUCGGUUUAUAACGUUCUACGUCUUCCGAUUCCCGAUCUCCAACCAUCUUUGUUAAUCCAGGCAUCCUCCUCUAAGCCUCUGUCUCUCGUUUCUUCCUUAUCCUUUAUGUUAUCUACUAUUGUGUGUUUUAGGUCCAUAAUCUCUCUAAUUCCCAGAUUUGUUAUUCUUUCUAUUUUUGACCUGUCUGCUGCUCUCCUCCAAAAUUCCAUUUCAGUAGCUUCCAGCAUUUUUGCGAUUCUAUUCUUCAUUGGCCAGACCUCUGAACUAUAUGUGACUAUGCUUUCGACUAUGGUGUUGUAUUUUCUAGUUUUGUUAGUUUUGUUGAUAUUUUGGUCUCACAGUACUCCAUUUAGUAGGGAUAUUGCCUUGCGUCCUUAAAUAUUCCGAUCUUUAAUUGCUUCGUCUAGAGUUCCCUCAUGCGAGAUUUCUAUUCCCAAGUUUUUGUAUUCAGUACAUUGUUUUAUUUCUUGUCCGUUAUACAAUUUCAGACUUCAUUGUUCACCUCCUACAGUUCUGGUUUAGUUAGAUGUACUUCCAUACCCGAUUUCUCGUAUUCCUCUAUCAAUUUACGCGUCAUGUACUCUUAAGUCAUCAUAAUCCUGUGCAAUUGAUACUUGGUCAUCCAAAGCAAGCAAAGCUUAGAGUAUAUACAGAUUGUAUGAGUAUAUACAGGGUGUCCCAAAAAGAUACCGACAAACUUUAAGGGGUAGUAGGGGACAUCAAAACAAGCAAUUUUGUUUAUAUAAACAUAUGUCCGCAAGUGAGUCAUUUGGGCUAUAGAGCAAAAAAACUGUUUGGUACUUUUAUUCUCCGCAACUCACUGUUUACUUAUUAAUUUUGCUUUAUUAACCAAUAAAUUAUGGUUUACAAUAAUUGUUCAAAAUGUUGACCAUUUACUUCAAUGCAAAGAUUGCACCGUCGGGUCAUUGACUGAAAAGUUUAGUCUACGAAACACCUGUUCGUAAUGAGGAAGAUCUGUUAGCAAGGAUACUGGCGAGUUGUACCCUUGUAGAAGCUAUUUCUGGAAUAUUCCAAUGACCCGACGGUGCAAUCUUUAAAUUGAAGUAGAUGGUCAACAUUUUGAACAAUUAAUCAUUUGUCAAUAAAGCAAAAUUAAUGAGUAAACAGUGAUUUAAUUAUUCCGAAGAAUAAAAGUACCAAAUAGUUUUUUGGAUCUACAGCCCAAAUGACUCAUUUGCGGCCAUAUGUUUAUAUAAACAAAAAUGCUUGUUUUAAUGUCCCCUACUACCCCUUGAAGUUUGUCGGUAUCUUUUUGGGACACCCUGUAUAGAUUGUAUUCAUUGGGCGGUAUGUCUGCAUUUGUUUUUCCACCCCUUAAGUGCUUUUUCUAAGUAUAUUUUAAAAAUUGAUUGUACUCGUUCUCCAUUUUGGCUUUUAUAACUUAUCCAUACACUCCGCUCAACAUAUUUGUUACUGCAACUCCUCGGUGGUUCUCGCAUUUAUUUCUGUCUCCUUCCUUAUCUUAUAUCAUUGUUGAAUAACUUAUUUUCCACUCUUCCGCUACUUCAUGUUUGUCUAUGCAUCUUUGGAAUAGUUUUGUUAAAUGUUUGUAGAGUUUAUUAGUCCUAUACUUUAUCACUUCUCCAUAUAUUUCUCCUGGGCCUGGCCUUCUUUCAUAGCUCUUAUUGGUAAUCCUGUAGUUUUUAUGUUUUGCGUCUGUUUUUUUUCUUCUUUAAACUCUGCCCGUUGUUCUCUGUCAGUAAUUCUUCAAAGUACUCUUCUCAUUGCUGGGGUGUAAUUGUAUCGAUAAUAUCCUUGGUUUUUGUUUUCCUCAUGUUUUUCAGUAAUUUCCAACUUUCUGUGUUUCUUCUACCUCCCAGAUAAGUAUUAAUUAUGUGCACAGUUUCUUUCUCAUGACUCGUUUUUUUUUCUGUACUUUUUUAUUCCGUACCCUUGCUUGUGCUUCUUUUAAUGAUUCUCAUUGGGUUAUUUAUAACAAGCAAGAACAUCGAUUUGAUUGGGUUCUGUUAUGUGAUCGCUUUUAUAAUUUUUCAGGGAUAAAAGAUAAAUCAAACUAUGUAUGAACAUAUUUAAAUUAAUAAUGUAAUUUAAUAUUUAAUAAGGCUGUGAAAAGUAUAAUUGAAUAAAGAUUUUUGUCUUCAAAGCAAAAUAUUAGUUGGAAUCAUCAAUCGUAUUGGAUCCAAAUAAGUUUUUUUUUAAAAGUAUUAUGUAGGUAUUAAGGCUGGCCUCACACAGCCGGAAUGUCUUUCUGAAUUCAGGAACAAAAUUCAGGAUCUGAAUUCCGGCACAUUGCCGCACACAUAUCUUUAAAAUUCCGUGACCAGUAUUCUCAUAGUUUGCGGCAUCUUUUGAGCGGUGUUGAUUGGAAGGGAAGAAUCAGAAUUUGAAUUCCGUCUGUGUGAGCUUGUAUAUUUGACACAUAUCGAAAAACAUGCGUUAUGAAUUAUAAUCUUAAUUUUUCCGAUUCGGAAUUCAUAACGCUCGUCGGGCCGGCCUCACACAGCCGGAAUGUCUUUCUGAAUUCAGAAACGGAAUUCCUAAUCUGAAUUCAGAACCUAAGGCAUUGUUCAUUUUUUUAUUAUACAGCACACACAUUUUGAUUUUUUCAGAUUAUGAAUUUUUCAGAUCCAUCUGCCAGAGUGACUGAUGAGCGUUCUGAAUUCCGGUUCUGAAAAAUUAGGAUUAUGAAUUCAUAACGCAUGUUUUUUUGGGUAAUUCAAAUAUACAAGCUCACAUAACUGGAAUUCAGAUUCUGAUUGAUUGUAUAAUUCAGUAGAGAUGGUGCAUGGAAGACUAUGAGACCUGUUGUUGCGAUGUGUCUGUGUGAUACAGAAAAUCUUAUUUUAUGCGUAGAGAGUCGUCCUUGUAUAUGGGACUCUUCCUUGGAGGAGUACCAUGACAGGGAAAACAAAGACUUAGCUUGGCUGCAGAUAAAUACUAUUUUAAUUCCAAAUUGGGAUACAUUAAAUGACGGUAGUAAUCAAAAAUCAAUCAGCAUACUGCCGUAAUUGAAGUAAUGUGGUACUGGCUCUCUCUUAUUCUGUUUAAAUUAAUAGGGUGAAACCAGUAUAUCCGGAAUUUUCAAGAUAUUAUUAUGUGUGCGGCAAUGUGCCGGAAUUCAAAUUUUGAAUUCUGUUUCUGACUUCAGAAAGACAUUCCGGCUGUAUGAGGCCGGUCUGACACUAAAAGUUUUUAUACCUAUAGGUUUUGCGUCUUUUCAAAUACCUCUACUUUGUUUAUUAAAAUUAGACCAGUUGUAACCACAAAAAAAAAAACAGCAUUAAGAAGUAUUGAAAAUAGUUCAGUGAUAUUUUUGUAGGUGAAUAUACCUAAGUAUUAUUUUAGAAUAAAUUUAAUGAGGCUGUGAAAAAAAUAACGAUUUUUUUCUUCAAAAAUGAUGGAAAAUUGUAAGUUGGGGAAACAUCCAUCCUAUUGCAUCCUUUUGUUUACAUGUGGAUAUUAUUAUCUAGUAUUGUAAUACUGUUUGUAGAUUUAUCUAUUUCUAUUUUUUUUCCCACAUUUGGUAAUAUUUUGCUAGUAUUUUGUGAUGAUUUGUUUUGUGAAAAUUGUUAUUGAUAAAUAAAAGGCAAGUAGAAUUA